UGGUCGUUAAGUAAAUUAAAGCGCUAUUUCUGUAACGACUCAGAGGAAGCUAAACAGGUUUAGCACAAUAUGACAACUAUUUAAAAUUCAGUCAGUUUCCGCAUACAAAGAGGGGGUCAAACAGCGUCUAAACAACAAAUGGUGAGCUGCUCGUUACCAAGUCUGGAUCCAGAAACAAAGCAGACAGUGUGUUUCAGGACCCCGAACUUCCAGAUCCGUUAUCACUGAGUCUAAAUGAAAACUACAGUGACCAGUCUUCACCACAUCAGGAGCCAAAAAAAGCACCAGCAAGCCCCGACUACAACUGUGAGAUUCCAGAGAUCCGAGUAAUCAUCAAAGAGGAAGAGGAAGGCUGGACUAUGAGAGCCUCAGCUCAGAGAGGGAAAAAGAGGACACUUCUGCAGACACCUGUCUUCCCCACCAGAAAGCGUGUGGGACGGAGAGCUCUGUUUCGUGUGGAGUAAAGAAACACCAGAGAGGCUGUUCAGCGGAGAAAUGCUUUGAGAAGCCUGACCCUGCCACAGAGAACCUGCAGAGACACAUGCUCAUGAGCGCCGAUGAGAAACCUCAGAUUUCCUGUAUGCAUGGCAAGGUGCCCGGAAAUGCGACUGUGCAUCAGUGCAAUAACACAGGAGAGAAACCCUUCUCCUGCCCAGGAUGGGACAUGACCCCCAGUCACAAAAGGAAUGUGAAAUCCCAUCAGAGAACAGAGGCAGGCGAGGAGUGUUGUGCCCAAUACCAGAGAGCAUCUUUACACAUGGAAGAAGAGCUACAACAGACCAAAACAUCAGCAGCUUGCCAAACUAAUUCUCCUGAACGUAAGCACCCGAAGUCACGCGGACUCAAGGUGGCAUCUGAAAACUUAAACGACCGAACACUUCGUUUGACUGUAAGACUGCAUGCGGGGGAGGAGGAGGAGGAAGACGAGGAGGCACAAGAUGAAGAAAUUGGAGGCUUAAUUAACUCUGAUGGAGAAGUGGUUGAAUGGGAUUCAGCAGGCAGCCCUGACAGAGGCUCUGAUUGCACAGCAGGUCCUCAGCCUAACAAGUCUCAGCUGCGAGGUCAAAGCCAGAGAGACAGCAGCAGUCCAACGCUCAUCAUGGAAGUUGUUUCUGUGGGGGAAGAUGAAGAAAGGGAGGAAGCAGAGGAAAAAACAACAGGAGCAAAGAUUAAUGCCGUCUCCCCCUCACAUUAUGCAGAAAAGAGACCAAAAAGAAAGAAAAAGGUUCCGGUAGUGUAUAUGGAGAACUCGGACACAGAACAAGAGGUUCCUGCAAAUGCUGCAAAAAGAAGAGGCAGAAGAAAGAUUUCCCGGACUCCACCGUUUCCUGCUGAAGACUUAGAGGCAGAUGCAGGAGUAUCACAGCGUACCCGAAGAAAGAGAAAUAUCCAUGCAGUAGCAGAACCAGAAGAAUUAAACUCAAAAACUGCCCGCCGUGCUGCUGCAAAGCGGCCGUAUAGAAGAAGGAAAGAUACCAAAACAUCUGCUGAAGCAGAAGGAGAGAACAUCGGUCUUUCACCUGGCAAGAAGCGCCCUGGCAGAAAGAUGAUCUGUGUGCCAAUAGAAAUACCUCCUGAGCUCCUAAAGAAACCCAAAGAAAAAAUAGAAUACCACUGUUCAGUGUGUGGCAAAGAAUUUCCACAUGCCUACAAAUUAGAGAGGCAUGAGCUGAUCCACACAGGAGAGAAACCAUACUGCUGCUCCAUCUGUGGUCGUGGUUUUAACCAGAAGGGAAAUCUCAAAACACACUACAAAGUUCACCUAGGUCGUAAGGGUGCUGUGGAUUUUGAUGAUGAGGUGAAUCCCACAGCGUCAGAGCUCUCUGAAUAUUUAAAGUCCCUGCCUGGUGAGUCCAGGAUUCGAUCAUCCCUCCGUUGCCUGGAAUGUGGAAAAGACUGCGAGAGUCAUUCAGCUUUACAAGCACACCACAUUACUUCACACACUGAGACUGCAGCUGAAUCAGGUGCCGUUAAGCUCAGUGCACCGCCACUUCUGUUUUGCCGCCGCUGUGGUAUUCAGUUCAGUGAAAGAGAAAAGCUGGACGAACACAUGAAAACCCAUAUCAAGGAGAAGCCGUACUCCUGUCCUGACUGUGGCAAGAGGUUCAUUAAUGAGAGUUACAUACAAAUCCACCAGCGCAUCCAUACCGGAGAGAAACCGUUUCUCUGCUCCCAGUGCGGCAAAGGUUUCCACACUGCUUCCUCCCUCAAACUGCAUGAAAUGCAGCACUCUGGGGAGAGACCGUUUGCAUGUUCCAUCUGUGGGAAGACAUUUCGGAUUAACUCUUACCUAACAGCACAUUACCAGACCCACAUUAAAGAUAGACCAUUCAUUUGUAGCGUUUGUGGGAAAGGCUAUUCCAGAGCAGAGGAACUAAAGGUACACCACAGACUUCAUACUGGAGAGAGACCCUAUGAGUGCGGUGAUUGUGGGAAGAGUUUCAUUUAUCGCCAGGGCCUUCGGCAGCAUCAGCGCACGCAUGCUGGAAGACGCAUUGGGCCAACCAGACAGCUUGGUAGACCAAAACAACAGGCCAGGCUUGACAUCUAACAGUUAAUCUAUUGGUGCAUUUUUGUUGUUAACUGUGUUUGAAAAUAUUGCACUAAAUUGUGUUUUUCUUUGAUCUUCUUCCUUCCAUUCCUCACAGCUGCAAAAAAGAUGAUUAUGUCUAAAAAAAAAAAAAUGUACACCACAGAUUUAAUGUGGGUUGCCAAGACUUUGGCAUUUUAUUGUGUUGUCUUUCUUGUAUCCAUGUUUUGUAUUCAUGUUUUUGUUUACUGUCACUUGUAGCCCAUCUGUACAAAUUUGAGUGCCUUUGUAACCUGCAUGCCAAAUACUAAAUGUUAAAAAAAAAGAUCAUGCACUAUAUCCUUAAUAUUUUAAAAUCCAUGUUGAUGGAAUACAGACAUUUUUCAGAAACAAGGAUAGGUUUGACAGUUUGUCUCACGGUCACUGUGUAUCAACAUCCUGCUCAAAAGCUCCAACAGCCAGAGAUUUAUACUUAAUCUAUCUUAUGACAAUGUAAUCCUUAUAUUUUUGCCUUAAAAGGGAAGUGUUAAACACUAGUAGAUUGUUCCUUCUCAAAGAACAGUGGCUUUAGUAUGCUUUAACUUAUUUUGUCUCAUAAUCUAUAUCUCCCCUGUCCAUCUUGAAUCUAACAUUUCAGCAUUAGUCCUGGGUUGUACCCCCUUUUUUGGAACCAGUGUUAAUUUCGUUGACGAAAUAUUUUUGUCAUAGUUUUCGUCAACGACCCUUUUUUCAUGACAAAAACGAGACGAUAACUAAAUAAAAA
Molecule: messenger RNA, 3293 nt
Organism: Archocentrus centrarchus (flier cichlid)
Lineage: Eukaryota; Metazoa; Chordata; Actinopteri; Cichliformes; Cichlidae
Product: zinc finger protein 658B-like
Exons: 12
Coding region: 542-2551 (669 amino acids)
Biological process (GO): regulation of transcription by RNA polymerase II
Cellular component (GO): nucleus
Molecular function (GO): DNA-binding transcription activator activity, RNA polymerase II-specific; RNA polymerase II cis-regulatory region sequence-specific DNA binding
Source: RefSeq, a predicted model, not a curated record